Messenger RNA from Lycium barbarum (goji berry), 2514 nucleotides. Its product is annotated as serine/threonine-protein kinase ATG1c-like. Gene Ontology annotation, molecular function: protein serine/threonine kinase activity; ATP binding. Lineage: Eukaryota; Viridiplantae; Streptophyta; Magnoliopsida; Solanales; Solanaceae. Bases 290 to 2266 code for a protein of 658 amino acids. Gene Ontology annotation, cellular component: cytoplasm. The transcript is spliced from 14 exons. Gene Ontology annotation, biological process: autophagy; peptidyl-serine phosphorylation. The record is from RefSeq and is a predicted model, not a curated record.
AAAGUGGAACAUCAAACUUCCAAAAUCCAACACAGAAACUGAAUCAUAAAAUAAGAUGAAGUACAUUUGAUAUCUCUCUCCAAUCUCUAUAUUAUCUUUAAGAUUCAGUCCCCAUCACCAUACUUUCCUCACUAACAAUCUAAAUUAUCAUCUCCAUAAUCCAUAUCCGUACACCACCGUACCAAAAUUCAACAAAGAAAAAAAAAAAAACAACCUGAAUUUCCUUAAUUCUGCAAUUAGCACAAUCUUGACUACUUAAAAUUGUUAAGGUUUGGAAUUUUUUGCUAGGAUGGCUAAAUUUGUGGUUGGUAAUUAUUUGAUUGAGAAGCAAAUCGGCUCGGGUUCUUUUUCAACGGUGUGGAAAGCGUGCCACGUGGUCGAUGGUACACAAGUGGCGAUCAAGGAGAUUGUUACUGAUCGGCUUAAUAGUAAACUUAAGGAGAGUCUUAAAUCUGAAAUUGUUAUUUUACAGAGGAUUAGUCAUCCUAAUAUUAUUCGCUUGCAUGAUAUGAUUGAGGAGCCGGGAAAGAUAUAUAUUGUUUUGGAGUACUGCAAAGGAGGUGAUCUUUCAAUGUACAUACAACGACGCCAAUGGAGAAUCCCAGAAGCAACUGCAAAACAUUUCAUGCAGCAGCUAGCAUCAGGUCUAAAAAUCCUUCGCGAAAACAAUCUAAUCCAUAGGGACCUAAAACCUCAGAAUCUUCUAUUGUCUGCAACUGAUGACAACUCCACCUUGAAGAUUGCUGAUUUUGGGUUUGCAAGAUCUUUGCAGCCUUGGUUGCUUGCAGAAACUCUAUGUGGGUCGCCGUUGUACAUGGCUCCUGAAAUAAUGCUACUUCAAAAGUAUGAUGCGAAGGCAGAUCUCUGGAGUGUUGGUGCCAUUCUCUUUCAGCUUGUUACUGGCAAAACCCCAUUUACUGGAAACAAUCAAAUACAGUUGCUACAAAACAUAGUGAAGUCCACUAAAUUGCAGUUUCCUCUGGAUGCCAAGAAUUUAAGUUCUCAUUGCAUAGAUCUGUGUCGGAAAUUAUUGCGCCAUAAUCCAGUGGAGCGGUUGACAUUUGAACAGUUCUUUGACCACCCAUUUCUUGCACAGAAGCAGCCUGAUGAGUUGUCUUGGAAUCAGAGACCGCAAAGGGUAAUAGAUGGGUUUUCUCUGACAGAACCCAAUCCUCUAAGGAGCACUGAGGAAACUUUUCAGGAAGAUGGUUUACCAUUUAGUCCAGAUAAUGAUUCCAGCAGUCCUGAUGGUGGUCCUCCUUUUGCUGGGAUAUCACAGAGAUCUUCCAGUGGAUUUUCUCAUGAUGCAAAAGAUGACAGGAAAGAAGUUUCCAGUGCUCCAAACAAAAUCGGUCCUCCUUUGAAUUGCAGCAACAUCAUACAGAAAUCAGUGGCGGAUUCAUUCGAGUUGAUUGAGCAGGAAUACGUCCUUGUAUCUUGGUCUCUCAUGGACUCAUCUUCUUCAGCAGGUGCUUCUAGGCUUAGCAAUGCACCAUUUAGAUCAAGUUGUUCCCUGCAAGCCUCUCGGGACAUAGACUCCACAUUAGGAGCUUCACAAGGAUCCACUGAUAUUGUAGACCCUCUGGAGCAUCCAACUGAUGGCAUAGCCAGAGUUGAGUCUCUGCAACAUUCUGCUUCUGCUAUCACAGAGUUGGUAAAUGAGAAGAUUGCCGCAGGUAGGCAUCUGGAAGCAUUUUCAAUUGAGCUUGUCAUGCUUGCAAUAUGGAAACAAGCCUUGCAUAUUUGUAAUACGCAAGCGGCAUCCGCAAUUCAAGGAAGUCCAAACCAAAAAACUACCAAAUUGAGGGAGAUUUUAAGGGACAGUCGAGUAAGUCUCAACAUUAAAGAGGACACUUGUAGCAUUUUGCGGCUAGAGAAUGUGUUAACUCAUAUUCAAAGAGCAUUUCUGAAUGAAGUCGGGAAGGCAGAGGAACUCGCCAAACAUAUAGAGCCAGGAAAUACAGAGGUGCCAGAUGCAAUGGAGAUAAUAUUUCAAUCUGCUCUUGAUCUCGGCAGAAAGGGGGCAGUUGACGAGUACAUGAGCCGGACUGAAAAUGCAGUGGUGUUCUAUUCAAAAGCAGUGUGCUUGUUAAAGUUCCUUCAAGUGGAAGCACCAUCACUCAUUCUAAACCCCCCAUUCUCACUGACAAACUCCGAUCGUUGUCGGCUUGGAAGUUACAUUGAUGUUCUCAAUAACAGGCGAAGUGUUUCAAGGUUGAGGAUCAUGACUCUGCUCAAGUGUGACGAUCAACACUGCUCCUCGUGAAGGCGAUAGACCGAGUGAGAGAAAGCUGUUAAUAUAUAAUGACGAUUGACUACAUAUCACAACUUAUUCUGUAAAGUUCUUUAUCUGUACAGUUAUUCUUUUCACUAAUUUAUAGAAAGUGAAAAGUUCUUUUAUAUGGUUUGAAAGCUAUAUAUUACUGUAAUUAAAAUUCCUUUUUCUUCAAAAUUUUCAAGAAUUUGAAUUCCUUGGACCAGUAUAUACAGAAUACAGUAUAUUGCUUUGCUCGA